AUGUAUAGUCUGAUGUGCCGUUGCCCGUGCAACAUCUACAUCCGUCAUCAGGAGACGUCAACAGUUCGCGACAUUUUUCUGGCUCCAUUCAGCGGACGGCUAGUGGCCUGCGUUAUAGCAAUUUCAGUGAUUGCUUCCUUGGCCUUUGUCGUUAUUAGUCGACUAACUCCUUGUCUUGCUGAUCAACGGUCACGGUCCAUGGGGUAUACUGAGGGCUUGAUCUGGUCCACUGGAAUACUUUGUCAGCAAGGUGGAACCUGGACACCUCCAGGUUCAGCAGCUAGCGUGCUCCUCAUCGUGUGCCUGUUCUUCGCAGUAGUGACGUACAAUUCGUAUGCAGCUUUUAUCACAUCUGUUCUCUCUGUUCGCGUGGCUAGUGUGGACACUGUCGCCGCUGUAUUGCAUUCGCCAAAUUUUAAGAUCAGCUACAUCAGAAACGGUGCCGAUCAAAUGUAUCUCAUGUCAACAAAAGACGCGCAACUGAAUGCUUUCUACAUACGCGGCUACUCCGAUGCCGAGAACCUUGUGUCCUCAGCCGAAGAAGGUCUGAUGAGAGCCGCGAGACAGGAUUAUGCCUUCUUCGCGGGACAGCGGGCGGCUCGAUCAACGCUACGGUCGAUGAGUCAGGCCCGGGGCCGCUGCGAAGUGCGGGAGUUACCAGUUCAGUCGACACGAGCUCAUGUGGCUUUUCCACUGCCGAAGAGAUCACCUUACGCUAGACCGAUCCUCGUCAGUCUCCUCCAGCUCCGGAGCGGAGGGGCUUUGGCCAGACUGGAAGCAGCUCUGGUGCCGGCCAUGCCACAAUGUGCACCAUCGGCAGGGUUUGCUUCAGCGCGUGCCGCAGACGUUCGCUCGGCUUUAAUACUCUUACUAAUUGGGUUGAUUGCAGCUUUGCUACUUGGUAUCGGCGAGUACAGUUGGAAGAAUAGAAAAGGACAACGUAAAUUUUUAGUACACUGCUAUCGUCGACUUGCAAAUUUAAUUCAUUUAUUGGAUUAGAUCUCAGUAAGUUAUCUAUUAUUGUCUUGUGCUUACG
This is a messenger RNA of Hyposmocoma kahamanoa, 1036 nucleotides long. Its product is annotated as probable glutamate receptor. The transcript is spliced from 7 exons. Gene Ontology annotation, biological process: synaptic transmission, glutamatergic; modulation of chemical synaptic transmission. The record is from RefSeq and is a predicted model, not a curated record. Bases 1 to 999 code for a protein of 332 amino acids. NCBI's taxonomy places the organism in Eukaryota, Metazoa, Arthropoda, Insecta, Lepidoptera, Cosmopterigidae. Gene Ontology annotation, molecular function: AMPA glutamate receptor activity; transmitter-gated monoatomic ion channel activity involved in regulation of postsynaptic membrane potential. Gene Ontology annotation, cellular component: AMPA glutamate receptor complex; dendritic spine; postsynaptic membrane.